CGUGAGCAGUGGCCCUACGCCCCCACGCUGUGGAAGGUGAAAAGAAACUAAACAGUGAUAAAAUGUCUCUUACAGCCUAAUAUCCAUAUUUCCCAAGUGUUUAAAAAGAAAAGAAAACACAAGCCACAAGUCAGCCAGGUGGGCUCCAGCCAUCUUAUCGCCCAGGAUCUAAGGAUUCAAAGCCGGAGGCCAGUUGGAGGCUGAGGUCACUAUGUAACAGGAGGCGCUGCUGCGUUUGAUGGGAACACAGCUCUGACGUCAUUUCCUGGCGGGAUUUCGAUCUGAAAAGGGACGUAAACAACACGGGGGAACUUUUCACCUGCGAUGCCGCUGAUGAGAGUAACGUCAGUGUUUUCCUGGUAAACAAGGCUUGAUUUGGGGCCGCUGCUCGGAGCUUUUUGUUAAGUGAUAAUAAGUGAUGAUGUAACGUAACGGUGAUUAUCAAGUUCACAGCGGUUUCUUUCCGAAUAGCGUUCAUGUCCGUCAAUCUCUUUAUUUCAUCCAUUUAGACUUAUUUGCAACGUCAACCUCAAUCAAAGAAGGCACGGCCACGGUUUUGUGAUGGACCCACCUGACGAUGAGGGGACGCUCCAUCAGACGGUGGAGGCGGUAGCGCUGAAUCACGGGCCUCCUCCCGACACCUCCAGCGGACCGAAAGAUACUCAGCCUGCAGACAUGCUGAGGAUAAAACAACAGAUGUCCAACCAGUGCUUUGAGAUGGCAAUACAGCUACAAGCAGCAAAAAGUAAGCUAUCAUGCAGUACAUCGGAAGCUGAGAGAGAAUUGUCAGAAUAUGUCAAUGAGCUGGAAAGAGUCAAGACAAUUCAUUUUAACAGCACAUUUACGCUGCACAGGAUGCAGAUGUGGCACGCUAUUGGAGAAAAACUGAAACAGACUGAUUCAGACGCACUCGCCCUGAAAGCUGUGAGUGAUCGCUGUAUGUCUCUUUGUUCACAAAUAAAACAGCUUCAGCAAGAGACGAGAGAUUUUCAAGAUGAAAUCACCAAAAUACAGAAGAAGAGGCUUGAGAUGAAGCGGCUCACGCAUGAGAAGAUGAAGGAGAUUGAUGACUUGAUGUCCAAGACAGAGCACCCAGAUACAGAGAAGUACAAAGCUGUGUUGGAGAAGGGCCAGGCCAACCUUGAGAAGUACAAAAAGAUGACUAUCAUCACACAGAACGUCCUCAGGGGCAUCCUCUUGGCCUGUAAAGUCAACUGGCUCGAUGACCCAAAACUUCGAGACAUCGCCAUGACGCUGGAGGACUUUCCCAUUUCUGACUAGUCAAGGAACCAACUUACUACAUAUGUGUCUGUAUUAUAUUAUCAAAUAAAUAAUAAAGAAACCGCUUGAAUCAGUA
This is a messenger RNA of Gasterosteus aculeatus aculeatus (three-spined stickleback), 1357 nucleotides long. Lineage: Eukaryota; Metazoa; Chordata; Actinopteri; Perciformes; Gasterosteidae. The record is from RefSeq and is a predicted model, not a curated record.